GCAGGUUUAUCUCAAAUACUUGCUGCAAAAGACAUUUUUCGCAUUUCGAACAAAGAACCACAAUGAGCAUGCUGUCACAGGAAGCGCGUCUGCUGUAUCGGAGGCUUUUGAGGACACAGCGGCUACGGUUUGAAGGUGAUCUCCCAGUGAUGCUUGCGGCGCACAGACAGACGCGAACAGAGUUUGAGGCGAACCGGUCGCUGACAGAUGAGAAGAAGAUCAAAAAGUGUCUGAAGCACGGCACCCAGGUCGAAGAAGUUAUCCGCCGGUAUGUGGUGCAGGGUAACAAGGUCGAAGAUAAGGACAACACAUAUUCGAUCGCAUUCACGUCAGAGCACGCCCUGCGCGACGCCCAUCCGAUCCUGAUCAAGAGCACGCUGCAAAAUAAGGACAAGGACGAGUAGCUGAUGCGAUGACAAAUACAUAUGAAUCCAGAACACACCAGCUGCUUGC
Messenger RNA from Linderina pennispora, 453 nucleotides. RefSeq lists its product as uncharacterized. Lineage: Eukaryota; Fungi; Kickxellomycota; Kickxellomycetes; Kickxellales; Kickxellaceae. The record is from RefSeq and is a predicted model, not a curated record. The coding region runs from base 63 to 404 and encodes 113 amino acids. Gene Ontology annotation, biological process: mitochondrial respiratory chain complex III assembly. The transcript has 2 exons.